Molecule: messenger RNA, 1147 nt
Organism: Anopheles coustani
Lineage: Eukaryota; Metazoa; Arthropoda; Insecta; Diptera; Culicidae
Product: oocyte zinc finger protein XlCOF26-like
Exons: 2
Coding region: 12-1127 (371 amino acids)
Cellular component (GO): nucleus
Molecular function (GO): zinc ion binding
Source: RefSeq, a predicted model, not a curated record
ACGCUACAAUCAUGAAAUCGUUAUUUGAAGAUAGCUGCAUAUUUUGUCUGCAAGUGAGCAGCGAAAAUGCAAUCGAAAAAGUAUCAUAUGAAAGGUUCAAAGAAGCAAUCGAUUUUGUGUUUACGUUUAAGAUUCUGCCCGGAUUGGGUGACGACAGAAGAAAAGUAUGCCACAGUUGUGUAGACUGUAUCAUGGAAUUUUACGACUACGCUACGCAAGUGAAAAAAAAUCAAGAAGCUAUCAACAGAAUCGUUUCGGAAAGCGAAGAGCAAGUUGUGGAGAAUAACGAAUGUUCAACUAACGUUGAACCACCACAAACAAUAACAGAUUCCAGUAGUCCAGUUAUCAGAAUUUCAGAUAAAUCUGACUCGGAUUGUGAUGAUCCUGUGGCAAUUUCCAAUGAUGAAUUGAAUGCAGAAAAAAGUUCACACUCAACCAAAUCGCAUACCGAUGCUAGCAAACAAAAUGUAACAGAAACAUUUAGUUGUCCCCGAUGCAACGAAUCAUUCAGAUUGAAAAGUUUUCUAACGAAACAUAUGAAAAGACACGUGGAUUGUUCAACUUGUGGAAUUUCUUUCACCAACAGAGCUUUGAUGCGCGAGCAUAUGCGUGAAACGCAUAGCUCAGAUAAAAUAGUCAUUUGCGAAAUUUGUGGAAAACAGUUUAGAAGCAAGAAAAUUUUAAAACAACAUAUGGAAGCCUUUCAUAUUGUAAAGCCAGUUGAAAUUUUGGAGUGUGAAUUCUGUAACAAAAAAUUUAACCAAUCAGCAACACUGCGAUCCCACGUGAAGGCGAUUCACACAGAGGCUGGACGCUCUUUUGCUUGCGAUAAAUGCCCUAAGGUUUUUCCUAACAGCCGGGGGUUGCGUUCGCACAAAAUUCAGUAUCACGUGGAAUGUAGGUACUGCUGCAGCAUCUGCCAGAAGCAAUUUAAACACGACAGAAAUUACAAAGAACACAUGGCCGCCCACACGGGCAUUACACUAUACGAGUGCGACGUUUGUGGACAUGGGUUUAACUCGAAUGCCAAUAUGUACGUACAUAGAAAGCGCAAACAUCCCGUCGAAUGGAAGGAAAAGAAGACGAAGCGACUCAUCAGCAAACAGAUAAACGAAUUAUCUGUCUAGAACACAGAAACUUGAAAACU